CUCCGCCUCCCGGGCGGGCGGGCGGGCAUGGCGGAGUUCCGGCUGCACCGCGACGUGGACGAGCUUGUGCGGCUGCUGCUGUUGCGGGGCGAGGGCGGGUGCGGGGGCGGCGAGGGCUUCGUGGAGCUCCUCCAGAAGAGCCGCGCCCAGCACGGACACGCCCCGCCGCCCUCCGCCGCCAACGCCGCCGCCGCCAAGGCCAAGCUGGCGGAGUGCUCCCGCUGCCCGGAGACCUUCCUGCGGAAGUACGAGGAGCUGAAGGGCAAGAACGUGCGGCACCUUGACGCCCUGCUCGGCCUCCUCGCCCGCCUCGCAGGGGACCCCCCGACCCUCCAGUUCCUGCAGCAGAACGCCAAGGAGAGGGCCGAGCUGGCAGUGGCCACGGCUCCCGUUGCCGGCCCCGGCAUCGCCUCCUCUGCCGCCACCACCGCUGCCUCUUCUUCAGCCCCGAAAAUGACGGCCCAGGAGCUGGAGGAGCUCCGCAAGCAGCUGGGCAGCGUGGCCGCCUCCGGGCCCCAGCACCACCGGCCCAAGCCGCUGCACCAGGUGCGGAAGGAGCUGAGGGAGAAGCAGAGCCGGAAGAACACCGGGCAGCCCCUCCCCUCCUUCCCCGACUGGGUCUACGAGCGCCCCGCCCUCCUCGGGGACUUCCUCCCGGGCUCCGCCCUCAGCACGGACACGAUCGUGCCCAUCGGCACGCUCCCGCUGGCGGCGCAGGAGUCAGCGCUGGUGGAGGACCUGCUCUACGUCCUGAUCGGGGUGGAUGGGCAGUACAUCGCGGCCCAGCCGCUGGUGGGCCAAGAGGGGCGGACCUUCCUGGUGGACCCCAACCUGGACAUGUCCGUCAAGGAGCUGGUUGGGCGCAUCCUCCCUGUGGCCGCCAGUUACUCCGGGGUGACCAGGUUUGUUGAGGAGAAGGCUUCGUUUGAGUACGGGCAAGUGAACCACGCGCUGGCGGCCGCCAUGCGGACCCUGGUCAAGGAGUACAUGAUCCUGGUGACCCAGCUGGAGCACCUCCAGCGCCAAGGCCUCCUCUCCCUCCAGAAGCUCUGGUUCUACAUCCAGCCCACCAUGCGCACCAUGGAGAUCCUGGCCUCCAUCGCGAUGGCCGUGGACCGGGGGGAGUGCGUGGGGGGCGCCACACUGAGCCUGCUCCACGACAAGACCUUCAGCUCCACGGGGGACAGCCAGGCCCAGGAGCUCUGCCUCUACCUCACCAAGGCCGCCAGCGUCCCCUAUUUCGAGAUCCUGGAGAAGUGGAUCUACAGGGGACUCAUCAACGAUCCCUACAGUGAAUUCAUGGUGGAGGAGCACGAGCUGCAGAAGGAGAAGAUCCAGGAGGAUUACAACGACAAGUACUGGGACCAGCGCUACACCCUCGUCCCGCAGCAGAUCCCCUCCUUCCUGCAGAAGGUGGCCGACAAGAUCCUCAGCGCAGGGAAGUACCUGAACGUGGUGCGGGAGUGUGGCCAGAACGUGAGCUGCCCGGUGGCCAAGGAGGUCAUCUACACCCUGAAGGAGCGGGAGUACGUGGAGCAGAUCGAGAAGGCCUACAGCUACGCCAGCAAGGUCCUCCUGGACUUCCUCAUGGAGGAGAAGGAGCUCGUGGCCCACCUACGCUCCAUCAAGCACUACUUCCUGAUGGACCAAGGGGACUUCUACGUCCACUUCAUGGACCUGACGGAGGAGGAGCUGAAGAAGCCCGUGGAGGACAUCGUGCCCACCCGGCUGGAGGCGCUGCUGGAGCUGGCCCUGCGCAUGAGCACCGCCAACACAGACCCCUUCAAGGACGACCUCAAGAUCGACCUGAUGCCCCACGACCUCAUCACGCAGCUCCUGCGGGUCCUGGCCAUCGAGACCAAGCAGGAGAAGGCCAUCCUCAACGCCGACCCCACGGAGCUCUCUCUCAGCGGCCUGGAGGCCUUCUCCUUUGACUACGUGGUCAAGUGGCCACUCUCCCUGAUCAUUAACAGGAAGGCCCUGACGCGCUACCAGAUGCUCUUCCGGCACAUGUUCUACUGCAAACACGUGGAGCGGCAGCUCUGCAACGUCUGGAUCAGCAGCAAGGCCGCCAAGCGCUACUCCCUCCAUUCCUCCAAGUGGUUUGCGGGCGCCUUCACCCUCCGCCAGCGGAUGCUCAACUUUGUGCAGAACAUCCAGUACUACAUGAUGUUUGAGGUCAUGGAGCCCACGUGGCACGUCCUGGAGAAGAGCCUCAAGUCGGCCUCCAACAUUGACGACGUCCUGACGCACCACACCAGCUUCCUGGACAACUGCCUGAAGGACUGCAUGCUCACCAACCCGGAGCUGCUGAAGAUCUUCUCCAAGAUGAUGUCCGUCUGCGUCAUGUUCACCAACUGCAUGCAGAGGUUCUCCCACAGCAUGAAGCUGGGCACUGAGCGGAUGCAGGACGAGGAGGAGGAAGAGGAGGAAGAGCGCCAGCAGCAGGAGGAGGCGCAGGUGGCCCCCUCCCAGAAGCAGAAGGCCAGGAAGCUGCUGGCGGACUCCCUGCGCGUGACGGCGGGCUUCGAGGCCACCAUCAACAAGUUUGACAGCAACUUCUCUGCCCACCUCCUGGACCUCCUGGACAAGCUGAGCCUCUACAGCACCAACGACUGCGAGCACAGCAUGAUCAACAUCAUCUACAGGUUGGACUUCAAUGGCUUCUACACGGAGCGGCUGGAGCACAUGUCUGCGGAGCGGGGCCAGAAGGCGGUGGCCACGCAGUGAGGAAGGAGAGUCCCUGCAAAUCCUUGCCUGUUGUCGCUGCAUCGGAGACUGUUUUCACACGAGUAAUUCUAUUAAUCAAGCACGGGCCGCCUUCAGCCCUCUGU
This is a messenger RNA of Anolis sagrei ordinatus, 2834 nucleotides long. NCBI's taxonomy places the organism in Eukaryota, Metazoa, Chordata, Lepidosauria, Squamata, Anolidae. The record is from RefSeq and is a predicted model, not a curated record.